ACUUGUCUGUGGCUGUCACUUGUCAAUGAAUGUCAACAAGCGGCCAUUUUGUUGACAUUUUGAUAAUAUUUUAUUCAAAAAAAAAUGCUGUUUUAAUUAUUUUAAAGGUAGUUUUUAAUAGUAGUGGUUAUAGGCUUUAGGUAUAAAAAGUGCCGUAUUAGCCCUGCUUUGGUUGCAUGCGAUAACCUUCCCAUAAUGUCCGACUCAGAAGGCAGCAACUUUUCCGAUAACGAGCAGGGCUCGGACGCGGGCUCAGUCAGAUCACGCAGUUCACGCGGAAGUGUCCGGUCUAGACAGAGUCGCAGCCCCUCUAGAUCCCGAUCUCCCAGCCGAUCAAAAUCUAGAUCAAGAUCCCGAAGUGGCAGUGUGCGAUCUAGAUCCAGAAGCGGGUCUAGGUCCAGAAGCAGGUCAAGAAGUAGAUCUAGGAGUCGUAGCAGAAGCAGGAGUAGAAGUGGAUCUAGAAGAUCUGGGUCUGAGGCAAGAGAAGCAUCAGAACCGGAAGAAGUGCAAGAAGAAGAAGAGCCUGAUGGACAGAGCUUAAGAGAUAGUGAAGAGUAUGACUCAGAAGAGGAGGAUAGUGAUGAGGGGGGCAGAUCUAAAAAGAAAAAGAAAAAAGACAGAUACGGUGGAUUUAUUAUUGAUGAGGCUGAGGUGGACGAUGAAGUUGAAGAUGAAGACGAGUGGGAGGAUGGAGCACAAGAAAUUGGAAUUGUUUCCAACGAGUUGGACGAAUUCGGUCCUACAGCUAGAGAAAUCGAAGGAAGACGCCGAGGCACCAAUUUAUGGGAUGCCCAAAAAGAGCAUGAAAUCGAAGAAUACCUGCGAAAAAAAUACGCCGACGAUGGUGCGGCAGCCAAACAUUUUGGCGACGGCGGAGAGGAGAUGUCCGACGAAAUUACCCAACAAACUUUAUUACCCGGAGUAAAGGAUCCUAAUUUAUGGAUGAUGAAAUGCCGCAUAGGUGAAGAGAAAAGCACCUGUUUGCUGCUGAUGCGGAAAUUUCUUGCGUUCCAAAACACCCCUGAGGCCCUACAAAUUAAAUCGGUGGUGGCCCCGGAGGGGGUGAAAGGCUACAUUUAUAUCGAGGCCUAUAAACAGCCUCACGUUAAGGCUGCUAUAGAAAAUGUGGGAAAUUUACGGGUGGGCAUUUGGAAGCAGCAGAUGGUGCCCAUUAAAGAAAUGACUGACGUUUUAAGGGUUGUCAAAGAACAAACUGGUCUAAAGUCAAAACAAUGGGUACGACUCAAAAGAGGCCUAUACAAAGACGACAUCGCCCAAGUGGAUUACUUUGACAUGGCUCAGAAUCAAGUUCAUCUCAAAUUGUUGCCCAGAAUCGACUAUACUAGACUUAGAGGGGCCCUAAGAACAAACCAGCCUGAACCUGAAAAUGAUAAGAGAAAGAAAAAACGUCGUCCGCCCGCUAAGCCUUUUGAUCCUGAAGCAAUCAGGGCUAUCGGCGGUGAGGUUACAUCGGACGGUGACUUUUUAAUAUUCGAAGGAAACCGGUACUCGCGCAAAGGCUUUUUAUACAAAAAUUUCACUCUUAACGCCGUUAUAGUCGAUGGGGUUAAACCGACCUUGACCGAGCUAGAAAAGUUUGAAGAACAACCCGAAGGCAUUGACUUGGAGUUAUCAGCGGAAAAAGAAGAUAAAAGUGUGACGCAUUCAUUCUCUGCGGGAGAUAACGUCGAAGUAUGCGAAGGUGAAUUGGUCAAUUUGCAGGGUAAAAUCUUGAGUAUUGAUGGAUCGACUAUUAUUAUUAUGCCGAAGCACGAGGACUUAAAAGAGACACUAGUUUUCCCAGCGAACGAGUUGAAAAAGUAUUUUAAAAUGGGCGAUCACGUUAAAGUUUUAGCCGGUCGCUAUGAAGGAGAUACCGGGUUGGUGGUCAGGGUGGAAAAUAACCGAGUGGUGCUCAUCUCGGAUAUGACCAUGCACGAAAUGGAAAUUUUACCGAAGGAUUUGCAAUUGUGCAGCGACAUGGCCAGCGGAGUGGACUCCUUGGGCAAAUUUGAAUGGGGAGAUUUGGUUAAUAUCGAUGCGGAGACUGUGGGGGUCAUUGUGAGGCUCGAAAAAGAGAAUUUCCAUGUGUUGAAUAUGCAUGGAAAAGUAGUCGAAUGUAGACCCGGCUCUUUACAAAAACGCCGCAUAAACCGGUUCACUGCCGCCCUCGAUUACAACAGGAACAGUUUGCAUCGUAGAGACAUGGUUAAAGUUGUCGAUGGCCCUCAUUCAGGCUUUUCUGGCGAAAUAAAACACCUGUACAGAAACUUCGCCUUUUUAUAUUCGGUGGAGUUUUUACAAAACGGGGGGAUUUUCGUGUGCAAAACCAAACAUCUGCAAUUAGCGGGAGGUAGUAAAAUCAUGCCCAACGCCGAUCUUACUACUGGUUUGGAAUUUAUGUCUCCCAGGAGGAAUUCACCGAUGCAUCCUUCCAGUGGUGGCGGAGGAGUGGCCGGUGGUUUCGGUGGUGGAGGACGAGGUGGCGGUAGAGGCAGAGUGAUCAGGGACAGAGACAUCAUCGGUACAACCAUUAAAAUUACUAGAGGACCCUAUAAAGGAAACAUCGGUAUCGUUAGGGAUGCCACUCAGAGUACCGCUAGAAUUGAGUUACAUACUUCGUGUCAGACUAUCUCUGUGGACCGUAACCACAUCUGCGACGUGGGCACUCCCGCCAAGGACGGUUCCAUCUCCAGUUAUGGACGCACUCCGGCAUAUUCCGGAAGUCAAACCCCACUUUACAGGGAUAUGGGCAACAAGACCCCCAUGGCGGACUCUGGAUCCAGAACCCCGUUACAUUAUGGUUCGAUGACACCGAUCCACGACGGUUCGAGGACUCCGAACGCGUCUUCCGAAUGGGACCCGAGCGUGCCAAAUACUUAUCCUUCUCCUGCGUACAAUCCAAGUACUCCGGGGGGUAUGAACCCGCCGUUUACCCCCCAGACUCCCGGUGGGGUCUACGAAUCUUCUUACAGUCCAUAUGGAUAUCAGAGCGCCAUCUCUACUCCAUCUCCGGCAACAGGUUACGGCCAAUCACCAUCCAGUAACAAUCCGUACAACACUCCCAGUUCCGGCUACAGUCCAUCGAUGCCCUACAAUCCUCAGACUCCCGGUGCUGGCCUAGAUGUGUUGCCGAUGACUGAUUGGCAUACAGACGAUAUUGAAGUGAGAAUUCGCGACAGUCACGACGACGGCGGACUCGUGGGACAAACCGGAAUUAUUCGUAGCGUUUCCGGAGGGAUGUGUUCGGUAUUUUUGCCGGAAGAAGAUCGCGUUGUUAAUAUUUUAGCCGACCAUUUGGACCCAGUCAGGCCGCAAAGAGGAGAUGAAUUUAAGGUUAUUAUCGGCGAAGAAAGAGAACAAACUGGUCAGUUGCUAUCCAUAGAUGCCCACGAAGGGGUCGUAAGAUUCAAAGAUGACAUUACUUUGUUGCCGUUGCAGAAUUUGUGUAAGAUGCGCAAGAUGCCGCAUUAAAUUAUAUUUAGGAAUACAUUUAUUUGAGGUUUAGAAUUUUGCUGGAAUAAAAACUUGGUCGAGUCA
Molecule: messenger RNA, 3540 nt
Organism: Anthonomus grandis grandis
Lineage: Eukaryota; Metazoa; Arthropoda; Insecta; Coleoptera; Curculionidae
Gene: Spt5
Product: transcription elongation factor SPT5
Exons: 20
Coding region: 196-3474 (1092 amino acids)
Biological process (GO): regulation of transcription by RNA polymerase II; transcription elongation by RNA polymerase II; regulation of DNA-templated transcription elongation
Cellular component (GO): DSIF complex
Molecular function (GO): protein binding; mRNA binding
Source: RefSeq, a predicted model, not a curated record